Molecule: messenger RNA, 653 nt
Organism: Lasiosphaeria miniovina
Lineage: Eukaryota; Fungi; Ascomycota; Sordariomycetes; Sordariales; Lasiosphaeriaceae
Exons: 2
Coding region: 157-546 (129 amino acids)
Source: RefSeq, a predicted model, not a curated record
AUGUACGAACGAGGCUUUUUCUUUCGUCUUUCUCUUCUCGAGGUGUUCUUUCUAGGAGACACGGGAACCGGGGGGUGUGGAGCGGGGCUUUUUUCUUCUUCUUUUCUCUCUUUUUCUUGAUUCUCUCUCGAGAAGGAGGAUGCCGAUGCAAAGGUCAUGGUAUCUAUGCAGUUUUAUUAUCUCUUAUCACGAGGCGCUUUCACACAACUCGUUCGAGCUUUCACAUUCGGGCUUUUGAUCUUCACCUAUGCUCUCGCUCUUCGAUCUCGUGGUCUCUGUUUCACUGUGCUGUCCUUUUUCAACCAGCAUUUUCUUUUCAGAGGUGAUUUAUAUAAUAUGAUAUCACGGUUAUUCCGGCAAAAUCGAAUUCCACCGGACCUUUUAAAGUCCUCGUGCUUUCCGGAAGGAAAGGGAUGCAGGCGAUGUGACUUGAUCAGGCAGAGGAGACCCACAAGCAACCGGGCUAUAUUGAGCCUAGGCUGCGUGUGUAACGUGGCGAUGCCGACGGUGGAAAUCAUGCGCCGAAAGCAAGCUCUGGGCCGUUAAAUUCUGAGCGUUUGGCCGGAUAUCAAGCCUCAUCACUUGCCUCAAAGAGGAAUGGGGGCUUUAUUUCUUCCGUAGAUCCAUACCAAUCAAGCAUUGGUGCCAAUUCC